GCCUGCUCUUGCUCUCUCAGACAGUGCCAUGGGAAGAUCACCACCCUCCCCACCCUCCAGUGAGUCUGGUGGAUCCGUGCCACCUCAGAAGAGCUAUUCCAGUGUUAGGUCAAUUGGGUCUGGGUCACGCUGGAUUGGAGGUGGUGGAGCUAGGUCCAGCUAUGGAUACUCUUUGGGGUUGGGGUUGGGCGGUGGUGUCCACAGCCAAGUUGGGCUUGGAUUAGGUUCAGGCAUAGGUGUAGGCAUUGGUGGUGGCAGGCUUAGUGCAAGCGUUGGUGGUAGCAGGCUUGGUGCAAGCUUUGGUGGCAGGCUUGGGUUAGGCUUGGCUUCUGGAGGUGAUGCUGUAGGUGGUGGCAGGCUUGAGUUAGGAUGGGCUGCUGGAGGUGGUGUAGGAGGUGUUGCCAGAGGUGGUGCUGGUUUCUGGACUGGAGGGAUUGCAGAUGGUGGCCUUCACCCAUUUGCCACCAAUGAAAAACUGGAGCUGCAGUCCCUUAAUGACAGGUUGGCCAUCUACCUGGACAAGGUGAAGAAACUGGAGAUUGCCAACCGAGAGCUGGAGGAGAAGCUCCGGGGCUUCAAAGCCAACAAGGUGCCAGUCACGUAUGACAUGCAAGCCUAUCAGAUUCAACUACGUCCACUGCAAGACCAGCUUGCAGAUCUUCUGAAGGACUGCUCACGCCUUGCUCUGUUGAUCGAUAAUGCCAAACUGGCUUCUGAUGAUUACAGAAUCAAGUAUGAGAAUGAGGUUGCUGCAAGGCAGGCGGUGGAGAGCGAUGUUGCUGCCCUGAAGGCUAUGAAGAUAGAAUAUGACCUGGCCACUGCUGAAAUGGCACAAGAAUAUCAAAUACUGCUGAAAGAUCGUGACACCAUCCAAAGCACCCAUGAGCAGGAGGUGUUGUCUCUGCGUGGGCAGGUGGCAGGAACACUGACCGUAAAUGUUCAGGCAGAGACCAGCGUGGAUCUCUCUCACAGACUGGCUGACCUCCGUGCUGAGUAUGAAAACAUUGCAGAGAGAAACCACCGAGAAAUUGAGAACUGGUAUGCUGGAAAGAUGGCAACAAAGGACCAGCAGAUUUCAGCUGUUACUGAGGUCACCGUGACUGGAAGUGCUGAGAUCGUUGCAAGCCGAACUCAGAUCCUGACCCUGCAGACAGAGCUGGAUGCAGCACUGCUCCAGAAAAACCAACUGGAGCAGCACCUGGUGGAGGUUCAGGGGCAGAAUCAGAAUCAACUCCUCACUUUAAGUCGGCUGGCUGGUAGUCUGGAGGGUGAGUUGGCCUCAGUGCGGGAGAGUGCUCUUCAGCAGGCCCGGGAAUACCAGGUGCUACUCAGCACUAAAAUGCAGCUGGAGAAAGAGAUCGCUACUUACAAAUCAUUGUUGGAGUUUGCUGGAGACCUCAGCAAGUUCCCUGGCUACAGCAUCCUAUCAUCAUGGGCACAGAGCUCACCAGCACCCUCAGUAGACCUGAGAUCCCUCUCCCCUAAGGCAUCUCCAGCUCCAAGUGUCUCAGGAGAAGGUGCGGCUGCUGCAGGUGUGGUUGCCUCAUCUGGAAGCGGCAGCAGAGAAGGCGCAGCUGCUGCAGGUCCCGUUAUAUGUGACUGAGGGGAACAAUCAAGACUAUAAAGUGAACCUCUUCAUGGUCCUGAAGAACAUCACUGCUCUCUUCCUUCAAAGCUGAACCCAGUUAGCUCUGCAUGACUGUGACUGUAAUAAACGCAAAUUCAAAUGCA
Molecule: messenger RNA, 1731 nt
Organism: Pygocentrus nattereri (red-bellied piranha)
Lineage: Eukaryota; Metazoa; Chordata; Actinopteri; Characiformes; Serrasalmidae
Product: keratin, type I cytoskeletal 13-like
Exons: 9
Coding region: 29-1603 (524 amino acids)
Molecular function (GO): structural molecule activity
Source: RefSeq, a predicted model, not a curated record